Neltuma alba is the source of this 1245-nucleotide messenger RNA. Its product is annotated as receptor-like protein 38. NCBI's taxonomy places the organism in Eukaryota, Viridiplantae, Streptophyta, Magnoliopsida, Fabales, Fabaceae. The record is from RefSeq and is a predicted model, not a curated record. Gene Ontology annotation, molecular function: protein binding. The transcript has 3 exons. Bases 1 to 1245 code for a protein of 414 amino acids.
AUGGCUAGCUUCGCUUCACAAAUUUCCUCUGUUUUGUUGUUUCUGCUAUUUACAACAACAUUCAACUGUGUGAUCAGUUGCAAUGAAAGUGAUGAAAGGCUGCUUUUAAUCUUCAAACAAGGAGUGGUUGAUCCAAACAACCAACUCUCUUCUUGGACUACCGAAGAAGAUUGCUGUUUAUGGGAGGGAGUUCACUGCAACAACAUGACCGGAAGAGUCACAGAGCUUUCUCUUUUCAAUCAUACAUUGCGAGGUGACAUUAAUCUGUAUGUGCUUCAACUUGAAUUCCUCAACCACUUGGACCUGAGCCACAAUGACUUCAAAACUGUGAGUAUGCCACCAUGCCAAAUCUCCAAAUCUCCCUUUGAUGCUCACAAGUUUCACAACAAAUCACUUGCUACUCCUUCCAAUCACUCAGCUAAUUUCUUUGUUGCUCUACAGAGUAACAGGGAUAGCAAGUUGGUUGACUUGGACUUAUCGUAUAAUCACUUGAGAGGAGCACUUCCUGAUUGUAGGGCCAAUUGGAAACAAUUAAGAUUCCUUAAUUUGGGAAGUAAUAUGCUAACAGGUAAAGUUCCACCCUCAAUGGCUUCGUUAAUGGAUCUUCUGCAGCUGGACUUGAGCCAUAAUAGCUUCUUUGGCAAAUUUUCAUUGGACUUGUCAAACUGGACAAAUUUGGAAUUUAUGGAACCUUACUGGUUUGACAAUAUUGAUCUUGCUGAUAAUAAUCUUUCAGGAGCUAUACCACAUUGCCUAUAUAACAUUAUGCAGCCGAUCAUGCAAUAUUAUGCGAUACAUGGAAUAAAAGUCUUUGCUAAAGGAAGAGAAUUGUAUUACAAGUACUUUUCAGAGGUGCAUAGCAUCGAUCUUUCCACUAACAGUUUGUCCGGAGAAAUUCCUAAGGAGUUGUUUAACUUAGUUCAGCUGUGGUCCUUAAAUUUGUCUCGAAACCAUUUCAUUGGGAAGAUUCCCGAGGAAAUUGGUGGCAUGAAAGACUUGGAAUCUCUUGAUCUCAGCUACAAUAAGCUUUCUGGAGAAAUUCCUUCAACAAUCUCUAAUUUGUCUUUUCUUAGUCAUUUGAACCUAUCAUACAACGAUUUCACUGGACAAGUUCCAUUGGGAACCCAAAUUCAGAGUUUCAACCCAUGGGGUUUUGUUGGAAAUGAUCUUUGUGGGGAUCCUCUUCCAAAGAAGUGCUACAAGAAAGAAGCUUCUAAUCACUCAAAACCAGCCGAAGGAAAAUGA